This is a messenger RNA of Caenorhabditis elegans, 2130 nucleotides long. It is a transcript of the gene crmb-1, whose product is annotated as Serine/threonine-protein kinase. The transcript is spliced from 5 exons. NCBI's taxonomy places the organism in Eukaryota, Metazoa, Nematoda, Chromadorea, Rhabditida, Rhabditidae. The coding region runs from base 1 to 2130 and encodes 709 amino acids. The record is from RefSeq and is marked reviewed.
AUGACAACUUAUCCAGCAGACACUCCUAUUAUAACGCAACCUCCAUCUCCAGAUUCACCAUCAUCUUCCAAUGGCUCCAGCACCAGUCUUAGCGAAAAUUUGAAUAACAACUCCGUUUCUAACCAAAUCGAAUAUGUUAAUCAAAAUAAUAAUAGUGAUAAUUUUACAGUCGGCCUAGGAUUUUUAGGGGCUUCUGGAAACUAUGGAAAUUAUAGUUCACAUUUGAAUAAUAACCUUUCUAUUAGUCAAAAUCAAAGCGUUUCCCUAAAUUCUUCAAGUUCUAGUGUAGGAGCUGGGUUAACGCCUGGAAACGGAUCAGUGGGUAGCACAUCCAACUCCAGCUCGGCAGCUAGUUCAAUUCAAAACAUAGGUUUAAACAGUAGUCUGAUCAACUCUAACACUAAUAAUUUGUCAAGUUCUAGUCAUAGUAUGUCAGGAUCGAACAAUAAUAAUAGUAAUAAUAACGUGGUUAAUAAUUAUUUGACCGUUUAUGGUAAUAAUGGAAGCUCUGGAGGUGGUUCCGGAAGUGGAGGUGGAAGUGGACCGGGAGCUGACUCACCAAGAAUUCAUUGCUGCCGUCCAUGUUGUCCAUAUAGUCAUCACCGUCGGUUGUGUGAUCCUUGCUACUGCUCCAAUCGACCAGAGUCACACCGAGAUUCUUCUUCGUCCGAAGAAGUAAACGAUGCGCAAAGUGAUGAAAACACUUAUUUCCAAUUUGACUUCAUUGGAGUGGACGGACAUCAUGCUCGGCGAGUUUUACCUCCGAGUUGGAGGAUUCUACGUAAUUCGAAAGCUGAAUCAUCUGAUGAAUCGUCUUUAAGUGAUGCCGUUCAAACUGUGGAUCUUCCGAAAAUUCCUCAGAAGAAAAUACGUUGUGUCUAUUCGAUAGAUGCAGAAGAAAUAGAAGGGAAGAAGUGCAUGUUGGAAUGCAUCAGAUCUAGCUGCCUUCCUAGAUAUGUAGAAUGUCAUCGAAGGCGGCGUUGUUCAAGAAAACAAAGAUGUCACACAACAACACAACCACCAAGCCCCACGACAGAAUCACUUCCAACUUCUACAACAACCUACGAAAUGAAUACAACGUCAUUGGAAACUUCAACCACUGAUAUAUCAACAAUUACAUCAACGGAAGAACCCAUCAGCACAACGGUGAAGACACAUGAACAAUCGUCCACUUCCGGCAUGGAGUUUUCCACGAUGUCGACAACUUAUGAACCAAUAACAACGACUUUGGAAACUUCAACGACUGAUAUUUCAAUAAUUACAUCAACAGAAGAACCAGACACCAGCACGACGACGGAGUCGAAUGAACAAUCGUCCACUACCGGCAUGGAGUUUUCCACGAUGUCGACAACUUAUGAACCAAUAACAACAUCUUUGGAAACUUCAACCACUGAUAUGUUAACUAAUACAUCAACAGAAGAACCUGACAUCAGCACGACAAUAGAGCCAAAUGCACAAUCAACUACUUAUGAAAUGGAGUCUUCUACUGUAUCGGUCACAUAUGAGCCAGAAACAACAUCUUUAGAAACUUCAAGUACUAAAGUAUCAUCCACAACAGCAACGGGUGAACCUGCCAGUACGACGAUGGAGGCGAAUGAACAUUCAUCCACGUUUGAAACUGAGUCUUCUACUGUGCCAGCUACUAAUGAACCUAUAACAACGUCAUUUAUCCCUUCAACUACUGAUCUAUCAAUUAUUACUUCAACGGAAGAAGCAAAAAUCAGCACGACAAUGGAAACAGAUGAACUAUCAACCACAACGGAGUCAAGCUACUCCACAACUCAGUUUACAACCUUCAAAAUCCCAACAUCCUCAUUUUCGACGCUUCCUAUGGAAGGAACUUCUACAAAGGAGCAGACUACUCUGUCUACAGAAGAAACAUCUUCAGCCACAACAGCGACCAUUUUUGAAAAACUUUCUACAACUCUAUUCUUUGAAGAAACACAAGUAACAUCAACGUCUGACUUUACAUCGUCUCCUAGAAGUAUUGAAACAACACGUGUCAUAGAGUUCGAUACUUCAACGGAACUGCAAACGACUUCCAAAACCUCUACCACUACAGAAGAUACAACAACAGUGGGGACGACAACUGAAAUGGAGAUGAGAAGAUUCUGGAGACUAUUCGGAUGA